This is a messenger RNA of Phalaenopsis equestris, 910 nucleotides long. RefSeq names its product aspartyl protease family protein 2-like. NCBI's taxonomy places the organism in Eukaryota, Viridiplantae, Streptophyta, Magnoliopsida, Asparagales, Orchidaceae. Gene Ontology annotation, biological process: proteolysis. Gene Ontology annotation, molecular function: aspartic-type endopeptidase activity. The record is from RefSeq and is a predicted model, not a curated record.
GUACGUGGAAGGCUCAUCGGCCCAAGGAAUCUUUGCGAGCGAGUCAGCAACGGUCGAUCUACUGAACCGGCGCCGGGUCAAACUAAAAGGCCUAGUGCUCGGCUGCACAUCCGUAGCCGUCGGAUCAAGCUUCGUCUCAUCCGACGGCGUUCUGGCCCUCGGCUACGGUCCCAACACCUUCGUCUCCCGCGCCACCGCUAAGUUCGGCAACCUCUUCUCCUACUGCCUCGUCGACCACCUCAGCCCUCCCAACGCCACCGGCCAUCUCACCUUCGGCCAGACCGCCGACCUCCUCCCUCACUCCUCCUCCUCCUCCUCCGCCCGCCUCCUCCUCGACCCCAAGCUCCAGCCUUUCUACUACAUUUCCGUCGCCGGAAUCUCCGUCGCCGGCGAACUACUCCCUAUUCCGGCCACUGUUUGGAACGAAUCUGCCGGCGGCGGCGCCAUUCUUGAUUCCGGCACGACUCUUACUGUUCUCGCCGAACCGGCUUACAAAAUUGUUGUUUCCGCCAUUAGCAGCCGGCUUGUUGAGGUGCCGCGCGUUCAGGUUGAUCCGUUUGAGUAUUGCUAUAACUGGACGACGGAGGCGGCGGCGGCCGUGCCGGAGUUCACAGUUCAUUUCACGGGGGCGGGGUAUCUGUCGCCGCCGGAGAAGAGUUAUUUGAUCGAUGUGUCGGAGGGUGUUAAGUGUAUUGGGUUCAGUUCGGCGCCAUGGCCGGCGGCUUCGACCAUUGGGAAUAUACUGCAGCAGGAGCACGUGUGGGAGUUUGAUUUGAAGAAUCAACGGCUCAGAUUUCAACGGUCGAAUUGCACCAAAGGGUCUGUUUAUCGUUGAUUUGUUGAAUGAAUUGGAUGGAUUCUUUGCGUUGGAAAUUAUAUUGCUGAAUUUUUUUUGGGGCUUUUACAUGGA